GGCACUGCUGAAUUAUGGUGAACUAGUGCCUUGUUUACAUUUCUCAGGUCCUAAACCCCAAAGAGACCCUCUCCAGCAACAUACGUCUUUGCAUGGGCAAUCUCAAUCAAGUCUGCUGCAUCCUGUGACACAUACAGUCGGAUUGCAUGCCUCAUCCCCGUUGACGGCGGGAAGGGUAUCUCUACACUAUGGCGACCACAGGCAACACACCAUGCACGCUGGAUCGGGUGACAGCAUUCGUGCUCCCGCUCCUACAGCAACACGCACAGCAUCAACAACAACUCGAAAGCAACCAACCGCGCCGACCAUUCUUUCUAGCAAUUUCCGGCAUCCAAGGCAGCGGCAAGAGCACCCUCGCAUCUGCAUUACAGGACGCCCUGGCACAUUCCUCCCACCCCGGCCUUCACGUGGCAUGUGUCUCGAUCGACGACUUCUACCUCAAGAAGGAUGACCUCGAUGCUCUGUCGCGGGCUUUCCCGGGGAAUCGGCUGGUGUCGGUCCGAGGUCCCCCGGGGACCCACGACGUGCAUCUCGCUGCGCGCACCAUGGAGGCGCUGGCCGAAAGUCCCCCGUCGUGGCCAGGGGGAUCAUCGUGGGCGAUACCGAAGUAUGACAAAGGGGCAUUCGGCGGCCGCGGCGACAGACUCCCGUCGAGUGGAUGGGAGCCCAUCACGGCCCCGGUCGAUGUGGUCAUCCUCGAGGGAUGGUGUCUGGGGUUCCAGCCCCUGUCCGCGGACGAGCUGGAGACGGCGAUCGCCGAGGCCACGAGCGAGCAUGCGGCGGGGACGCCAUCGUGGAGAGAUAGCCCCGGUUCUGCGGCGCUGCAGCAGCACGCCUCCGAGCACCUGCGGUACAUGAAUCACGCCCUCGCGGGGUAUAGCCGGGACGGCGGGGGGGUGACGGCUUUCACCGAGAAAGUCAACUGGGAUGCGUUCAUCCAUCUCGACACCGAUGACCUGCAGAAUGUGUACACAUGGCGUUGGGAGCAAGAGGCGAAACUGAGGGCCACGACGGGGAACGGAAUGGCCGCGGAGGAAGUGCAGAGAUUCAUUGAUAACUAUAUGCCUGCUUAUCACCUCUACAUUGAUCGUCUGCGAAGAGGGGUCGUCCCCAAAGGGAGACAGUUGAGAUUGGUUCUUGACAGUUAUAGAACUAUUAGGGAGGUCGAGGUGAUAUAGUAAUGAACGUUGAUGUUGGACUUGCUUGUCUACAGACCCAACCCAUCUGAGAUACGUGACAUAGAUAUGUAUGAUGUUGAUGAACUUGAGAUCAG
Messenger RNA from Aspergillus japonicus CBS 114.51, 1273 nucleotides. Its product is annotated as P-loop containing nucleoside triphosphate hydrolase protein. Bases 189 to 1178 code for a protein of 329 amino acids. Gene Ontology annotation, cellular component: cytoplasm. Lineage: Eukaryota; Fungi; Ascomycota; Eurotiomycetes; Eurotiales; Aspergillaceae. The record is from RefSeq and is a predicted model, not a curated record. The transcript is spliced from 2 exons.